This is a messenger RNA of Sparassis crispa, 1563 nucleotides long. Its product is annotated as cofactor-independent phosphoglycerate mutase. Gene Ontology annotation, molecular function: manganese ion binding. The record is from RefSeq and is a predicted model, not a curated record. Bases 1 to 1563 code for a protein of 520 amino acids. NCBI's taxonomy places the organism in Eukaryota, Fungi, Basidiomycota, Agaricomycetes, Polyporales, Sparassidaceae. Gene Ontology annotation, biological process: glucose catabolic process. The transcript has 10 exons. Gene Ontology annotation, cellular component: cytoplasm.
AUGGUUGAGGUCAAGAACAAAGUCUGUCUGAUUGUGCACGACGGCUGGGGUAUCGCCCCCGAGAAGAACAUGAAGGGCGAUGCCAUCUCCGCCGGGGACACGCCCAACAUGGACGCCCUCGCCAAGGAGCACAACUACCGCACGUUGCACGCCCACGGGAUCUCCGUCGGGCUCAACGACGGGCUCAUGGGCAACUCGGAAGUCGGACACCUGAACAUCGGCGCGGGCCGUAUUGUAUGGCAGGACAUCGUCAGGAUCGAUGUGUCCAUCAAGAAGCGGCAGUUCCACAAGAACGAGACCAUUGUCGCGAGCUGUAAACACGCGAAAGAGGGCAAUGGCCGUCUGCACCUCCUCGGAUUGGUUUCUGACGGGGGUGUUCACUCGCACAUUCGCCACCUAUAUGCGCUCCUCGAGACCGCGAAAGAGCAGGGCGUUCCGCACGCAUACAUCCACUUUUUCGGUGAUGGUCGCGACACCGCACCGCGCUCCGCGGCGGGCUACGCCAAGGAACUGCUCGAGUUCAUCGAGAAGGAGAAGUACGGCGAGAUCGCGACCGUCGUCGGGCGGUACUACGCGAUGGACCGCGACAAGCGCUGGGAGCGAAUCAAGAUCGCCGUAGACGGGCUUGUGAAGGGUGUGGGCGGGAAGGGUGAGGAUGCCGUCAAGGCCAUCGAGGAGCGCUAUGCGAAGGACGAGACGGACGAGUUCUUGAAGCCUAUUAUCGUCAAUGGCGACGAGGGCCGCAUUAAAGAUGGCGAUACCCUGUUCUUCUUCAACUACCGGUCUGACCGUAUGCGCGAGAUCGCCACGGUUCUUGGCCUCCCUGACAAGCCCAUGGAGGUAGACGUGCCCAAGGAUCUCCACAUAUCUACGAUGUCGAGGUACAACGCCGACUUCCCCUUCCCAGUCGCCUUCCCGCCGCAGGCCAUGACGAACGUGCUCGCCGAGUGGCUCUCCAAGCAGGGCAUCAAGCAGGCGCACGUAGCCGAGACGGAGAAGUAUGCGCACGUCACGUUUUUCUUCAACGGCGGCGUCGAGAAGCAGUUCACGGCAGAAGAGCGGCACAUGAUCCCGUCGCCCAAGGUCGCGACGUAUGACAAGCAACCAAAGAUGAGCGUGCAGGGCGUCGCGGACAAGGUCGCGGAGCUCGUCAAGCAGGGCAAGCAUGAGUUCGUCAUGUGCAACUUCGCGCCGCCGGACAUGGUUGGGCACACAGGCGUUUACGACGCCGCGGUCGAGGCAAUCGGCUUCACAGACAAGGCAGUCGCGACGGUAUAUAAGGCCUGCGAGGCGGCGGGGUACGUUCUGCUCGUGACCGCGGACCACGGGAACGCGGAGCAGAUGAUCAACCCGGAGACGGGCGCGCCGCACACCGCGCACACGACGAACGCCGUGCCCUUCAUCAUGACCGGCCCCAAGGAGCUGAAGUUCGCAGAGGAUAAGAAGGAUGGUGAGGAAGAAGAGGGUGCGCUGUGCGACGUCGCGCCGACCGUGCUUGCUGUUAUGGGACUACCCCAGCCAGAAGAAAUGACCGGCCGUUCCCUACUUGCGAAGGCGUCUUAG